Parasteatoda tepidariorum (common house spider) is the source of this 4382-nucleotide messenger RNA. NCBI's taxonomy places the organism in Eukaryota, Metazoa, Arthropoda, Arachnida, Araneae, Theridiidae. The record is from RefSeq and is a predicted model, not a curated record.
GGUAUCUUCGUGAGUCGGUAGUGUCAGUUGCAUCUUCAACUUCAGUGAGUGAAAGUAGUAGUUAUAGAGUGACGGGGGUGACAGAUGAUCUAGGAUCUCGUAUUUACAUGGAAUCAGUGAUUUGCCUUUAAAUAUCAAAGGAUUUUUUUCUCUCUCUUCAUAUUUGUGCUAAGUGUGCAGAAGUACAUCGACCGUUCUGGAUGGCUUUGUACUUUUGGAUCAUUUCUUAUCUGUUGGCUUUGUGUCUUGGUUAUUGUCAAUCACAGGGUCUACAGAUUAAUCCAAAUCCCCGAAUAUUAAGAAAAGACGUACGAUAUGGAAGACCAGUCCUUGCAAUGGCAAACUCUCCAAGUUGCACAUUCAACGGGAUAGCAGUUGAAGAUGGAAAAAAUGUAGCGAGUUCAGAGCCUUGCUUAAAUUGCACUUGCAAUAAAGGUAUAUUACUGUGUUAUCUUCGCACAUGCAACACAGUGGUGGCACCACCCGGAUGCAGGACUGUCCGCAAGACUGGAGAAUGUUGCCCAACGCUUGAUUGCCCCGAUCCAAUCAGCUCGAAUUACUACCAAACAGAAAAAACGGUGGAACCAUUUCACAAAUUCCGACUUAGGAACGAAGGUGGUGACAUCUUUGGACUACCUAGCUUUGAUUCAAGAACAGAAAGAUUAACAACAACUUCAGUGAAUAAACCAGCUUCUAUGAAACUGACGAGUCAGGAAAGUUCGCCAACGUUCACCGCUUUCUUGAAGAGCAUAUCCAAGAACAGGAGAGUGGAUCCCGAAGAACAAUCUCAUUACAUCCAAGAAGAGCAUUCUGAUUUUGAUUCGCCUUCAAACAGAAAUAACUCUUCGAAUUCUGACUGCUUAGUUAAGGGAUACAGAUAUACAGAAGGCACAGCAGUGCUCUCGCCGACUAAGUGUGAAUACUGUUACUGUAUCCGAGGCCAGCAAAUGUGCGUCAGACCCAAAUGCCAUCUGCACAUUGAUGGUUGCAUUGCGCAGUACCAAAGUGGAUACACGUGCUGUCCUUCACAUUACAUGUGUGCUGACUGCUUAGUUAAGGGAUACAGAUAUACAGAAGGCACAGCAGUGCUCUCUCCGACUAAGUGUGAAUACUGUUACUGUAUCCGAGGCCAGCAAAUGUGCGUCAGACCCAAAUGCCAUCUGCACAUUGAUGGUUGCAUUGCGCAGUACCAAAGUGGAUACACGUGCUGUCCUUCACAUUACAUGUGUGACACAUCUCUAGCAGAUUUAUUUGAUGAAAAGAAGGGACAUCAUCCCUCAGAUAUUAACAGCCAAUCACAAGCCUCCAACAAAUUAACCUCCUGCAAUGUGGAUGGUUACGACUUUGACGUUGGUGUUGCAGUACCGAGCAGAGGACAUUGUCAAACAUGUUACUGUACUCAGCUAGGAGUGGUGUGCAGACGACUUGAAUGCUCACCUACUGUACCCGGAUGCACCCCCAUCGUACCGGAUGGUCACUGUUGUCCAACUCAAUACAAGUGUGAUCACAAUAAUGGAGAUGAAAUACCUGUCUCACACAGCACAGACGACUACGAUGUCACAGUUCACUCUAGUACUGUAACAAAAGACGAUGGCACUUCCGGGACAGAAGCAUUCGAAGAUUAUACUAAGGCUCAUGAAACAGUUCAGUCUGAGAAGAGUACAUCAGACGAUUCUGUUGAGAAAAGUACUGAAAAGCAAAAAAUUACAGUUGAGUUAUCUGAGGAAUCCAGUAUCGAAAGUAUUUCCGUUAUUCCGGAAGAAAAUAUCGCCGUACUUGUGCUCAGCACAGAUAAGGAAGAAGAUCCUGGUGGAAUGGAGUCGAAAAUUUCUUCCGAAACACCUAGUGAAUCAAAUGCCAUGACUUUUAAAACUGGAAUACCACCAAAUUUGGUAUUCAAAAAGAAAAACAAGCCAAUCAGAACAACAACAAAUUUCAAUUCAGAAGAAGUAACAAGACCUCUUGAAAAAACUACGACUAAACAGGACACAACGACAGUUGCUGAUAAUGAUUACAAGGAGCAAGAUGGAGAUUAUACUUAUGAUUAUUACGAUCCUCAUGAUACUGUAACUCAAGAUGCUUAUGAUACAACUGAGCAUAUUGCAGACAUGAGUGAAACUGCAUUUGGUGAAACGGAAACAAUUGAAAAAUUACAGGAUAGCACUCAAUACUUUGAUACAAAAAAUAAGCUGACAUUUAAAAACAAGAAUCCACAGUUGAAAAAUCACCCUACAAGUACUUCACAUCAACCACUAAAUACAGAAGAAUUGCAUGAUGUCAGAUACACGGAUAAAACUAGUAAAUAUGAUGUGUCAAAGCCUUUAACGAUAACAGAAGUAGAUCGCUAUACAAAACCGAACAAGUAUACAGUGUUUAGUACAAAUUCCGAUAAGACUACUAAAAUACCUGAAAACCAAAAACGCUUUCCAGAAUUUAAGCAGAAGCACAGACCUCGUCCCAGCUUUACGCAAACCUAUAAAACAGAGCAAGAUUUUACCAGGCCAAUAACAACUGAACUAAACCUGAAAAAUAGGCCAACCAUACCUGACGAAAUUAUUACAACGAAACACUCACACCACACACUUUCGGGCCAUAAAAACAUACAAGCAACUCGGCCAACCAUAAAAACUUCUCAAUCAAAUCACAAAGUGUCAUCUCAUCGAAGACAUAGACCUGGAAACCCACAUUUUAUGACAACGGCAUCAAAACCAUCUUACACAAUACCAGAAGAUCUAGCAGAAAUUUUGAGAACCUUAAGUCAGUCGCAGAAAUCUUCAUCAACGGAAAUAACUAAUUCACCCAAUUUUUCCCAACACGAAAACUCAACCACAGAUUAUGCUCAAAAAGAAGAUACCGAACCUCCGAUUGCACCAGCAGCACCAAAACUCAUACAUGCAACUGAUGGAAGCAAUGGUGAUUCAGCCACAACAGGACAGACUCUGCCGCCAACAAAUCCCGUUUCUCCUGUUCUUAAUUUCAAUGCUCCAGAAAUAAUUUUUUCAAAUCAUGGGCCACUGACAAACAGAAAGCAACCUACUUAUAUUUAUGAACCCGAGCUUCCAGUUAUUAUAAAUAACCACAAAAAGACUUCUAUCAGAUUCCGACCCCCUAUUCGGUCGAGACCCCAAACAACACCCACACUAGAAGAUAGCUUUGUAGAAAUAUCUAACCACCGGCCAACUAACACAUAUAGACGACCACCCGGCAAAUUUCCGACUCUACCGGUUCCACCUGGUAAAAUGCCAAAUCAGCAAAGUCCAGCAGGUAAACUCCCGAAUCAACCAAUUCCACCAGGCAAAUUCCCGAAUCAACCAAUUCCACCAGGCAAAUUCCAAUCAUAUCCAAUUUCAGCUGAUAACUUUCCACCUUACCCGGUACCUGUGAGAAAUAGACACGAAGAAGGUUUCUACAGAGAUCCUCACGUUAAAAAUCCCAAUUAUAAAUCACAUCAUUCCAAUGAGGGAGAUGGUUACGAAUGGUCUAAUGAUUAUGAAGAUUAUUUGUACGAAGAAAACCAAGAAAACCAAAAACAAAAGAAAGUUUUUAAUAACUAUGGUACAAAACAAGAUACUGAAGGAAGUGCUUUGCAAACUGAUCCCAUGAAUCCAGUUACUCAAAAAACACAAAUUACAACUGAAAAAACCGUUUCACCAAACAUCGUAACAAGCACAAUUCGCGAAGAAACAACAACCAUUUCUCCGAUUACUGAAGAAACUAAACCAGCAGAAAGAGUUCAGAAAAAUGAAAAAACUGAAAGCAUACAAGAGAUCUCAACGCUGCCCGAAAAGUACAAAACUGAAACAACUAAACAGAAUGAACAUACAACUACACCAAGACCUAAAUCCACUUAUUAUCUGCCACCUCUAACAACUACUCCUCCAGAUUUCUACACGACCAAAUCUUUCUCUGGAUAUGUGACCAAUAAGCACAGACUCACGGAAAAGCCAAGAACUGAUUUUGAAGCAAAACUCUUUAGGGCAGAAGAUGACCAUAAAAUUCUAGGGUCAGGAUACAUCGAUAAUCGGUUCUCUGACUAUGGUAGUAAAUCCAAUCAAGAUGACCAUAAAAUUCCAGGGUCAAGAUACAUCGAUAAUCGGUUCUCUGACUAUGGUAGUAAAUCCAAUCAAGAUGACCAUAAAAUUCCAGGGUCAGGAUACAUCGAUAAUAGGUUCGCUGACCAUGGUAGUAAAUCCAAUCAAGAUGACCAUAAAAUUCCAGGGUCAGGAUACAUCGAUAAUCGGUUCUCUGAUUAUAGUAGUAAAUCCAAUCAAAGAUUCGAGGAAGAAAAGAUAAAAACCUCAACACUUCCUCCCAUGAAGUCCUCAGAGUCACCACAAAACGAAGAAGAUUCCAAAGAAAUCUCAGGUACAGUGAAACCUUAA